AUCAGUUGUACAGAGCAUCGUAUUUAUUGUAGAUAGUGGUGUUGACUUUUGUUUGCUAAGAAAAAUCUGCAGAAUUUAUGUUGCAAAGUGAAAAUUGUCGUAAAAUGUAGAUGUUAAUUUAUUACUUCUCGGGAGGCAAAGAAAACCAAACCCGUACAUCUAAAAACAAGAAGGUGCUUGCCGUACAGGAAAUUUAUAAAAAUUGGUUCCACAGCGCUAGAUUAGAGAUUGGCACAUUUUAAUUCGUUUAGCCACUGGCAUGAACCCAACAAUGAUCAAAAAUGGGUCUAGAGAGUGAACUGCAAAGGAUUUGCUCCCCGCUUGGAAAAGACGGCGAAAUCGGUGAUCGGGAGUACCUCGGACUGUCCACGGUCAUAGCGCUGCAGCGGCUACACGACGACAUUGAAAUUGUGCUGACUGCCUACGAGGAGAGAUUCGUCAAGCAAAGAUGGAUCUUGCUCUUCAAAUCAUCCUUUGUAGGAAACUUAACAAGUGCUCUUAGCUGGUUCCCCUUGCUGGCAACAGUGGCUUUAAUCGCGUCAUUUUUUAUGAUAGGUUAUCGUUUCUCUGCCGGUUUUAUUCUGGUUCUUUUAUUGCUUACUAUAGUAACGAUUGUUCGUGAAAAUGUUUUGCGUAAAACGGAGAUCUUCCGUAAAGUUCGGAGCGUUCUACAAGAGAUCAAAUUGGGCACGAAACUGUGCAGCGAAUGGAUUCCUUCCAACUAUCCCCAUAUCUGCAGUCCAUUAUCACCGUGUGUAACCCUUCAAUGGACUUACCGGGAUGGGAAACUUGUUAAUCUUCCUUGGGCUCUGUUGGUCCGAGGGGACCAUAUAGUGAUGCGUCCGGGUCAAGUUUCUCCUGGAACGUGUACCGAAAUCUCCGGAAAACGAUCGUUCAAAUGUGGCGAAACCUAUGGUCUAGCGCAAACCAUGGAUCCACCGAAGAAACCAAUUGCUCGUGCUCCCAUACCGGACCUGAUAUGCGUGGUGGAAGUUACUCCUUUUCUAGACAAUCUGCGUACAACGUUGGACAAUUUCCUAAAUCGCCCGACUACUAUCAUCAACCAACAACGAGAUCUACUUAUCACGAAAUGUAUCCAACAAUGUGGAUGGUUGAUUGUACUCACACUUACGCUAAUAGUUGGUGUUCUUCGCUACUUAGGAUUUUAUUUCAACGGCAAAGUUCCCACCAACUGGCGUAACGUCUUCCUGCUCAACCCUUCCGCGGCUCUGCUUCCAAUCCUACCGCUUGUCUUUCCGUUGCUAUGGAUAGCUAUUAAUUUAUGGGGAACUGCCCGGCUGGAAGCCUUACUUUCCAUACCGCAUUCAGUUAUGCGCACGGCAGCUCAUAAAUCCUUUCAGGAAGAUUUAGACACCCCGACUGGAGAUCUGGACCACGUCAAACUUCCUCGCCGGUUAGUAGCGUACUACUGGUGGCAGCUAUUUCUUGGUCGAAGCGAGCUGCUUAGUCGUAGCGCCAAUGUGGUGCAGGUGCUAGGAACGAUUACGGCUCUUUGCUGUGUAGACAAAAAAGGAAUUCUUUCGUGGCCGAAUCCAACCGCUGAGAAGGUAUUCUUUCUACGAAGUGCCUCGAAUGACGAGAAUCACACAACGGAUCAGUCGGACCAGAGUAGUCUAAAUUCGCAGUGCUGCCAGGAACACUAUCACCCACUUUCGCAUAUACUAGAACUGAGCUCCCAGAAGGAAGGCUGCGGUGCUAUUGCAGAGGUCCUGGAUCUUACCCACGAUCAGCAUAGUCCAUUCAAGCUGGAGUUUGAUGAUCAUGAUUACAAAAACCAUCUGAGUUCUUUGAAACCAUUGGGUCUCGCCAUUCUCGUCAAUACCUGCUGCCCGCUUACUCAGGCCCACUAUGCAAAAUUCUGUGGACACGUGACGGCCGUUGCCAUGCUGGACAAGGAUUUGGUCCCCGUGACCAACCGGUAUGCCAUUGUAGAGUCGAGUUUGAAUAGCUUUAUGCAUGGACGUUGUUUAUGCGAGCUGGCCCGCCAAAUCGGCUUCACUUCACAUGCUCGGGACAUCUUCAAUCUGGAAGGACAAAUCUCGAGCUACCGGCAUCUGCUACCGGAUGUUGUACGACGCGACAUCAAGUUCGCACGGGCACUUCAGCUGGCCGCCAAGGUUAAGGUUCCCUUUCCCCACUCUCUGUCGGUAGUAAUGCGCGAGACUCCGGGUGGUUCGCUGCAGCUGCUAACUCAGGGUACGGCUGACAUCGUGUUGGACAGCUGUGACGAUUACUGGGACGGUCACGACUUGCAUCCACUGACGGAGAAGGAACGAAAACGUGCACAAGAUUUUUACCAGCGAAGUGCCCUGACGGCUUACUGUACGGCGUUUGCGUAUAAACCGUUGCGACACGGAAUAACCGGUGCACUGUCAGGUGGGAGUACAGGGGAAGUGGCCUAUUUGGAAUUGCCGCCGGAGAGUAAGAACCAUAAAGAUUCUUAUCGGAGAGAUCAUUCGCUGGACUAUGAUCGUGGAGGUGCUCCUUUGACACACCAUUCGAUCAGUACGGAUUCACUGUUGUUCACCGAAAAUAAGGAUGAUGACAUCUCAGAUGUUGAUGGAUGCUACGAUAUGCAGUGUCAUCAGGUGUUUAUCGGGAUGAUUACGAUGCAGUAUCAGGCACAGACAGAUAUCGUACAGCUUAUUGAACGAUUGGAGCGGGCUUGCAUCAGAUUUGUACACUUCAGCAAAGAGAACGAGCUUCGCUCCAGAGUAUUCUCUGAGAAAAUGGGUCUCGAAUCGGGUUGGAAUUGUCAUAUCUCUUUAUUAAGCGAUAACGAAAGCGGAAUACCUUCACCGUCGAAGAAUUUCGAGUUCAAAGUGCACCCGUCUAGUUCAAAUGUGCAUAGUGACUUGGAUGAACAAAAUGAACUGAACAAAUUGCUUCCAAAUCUAGAGGCAUCAAAAACACUAAGUUCAUCUGCUCCAGGUGCGAUCUCCAAUCCAGAUUCAAAUUUGAUGGAUACGCAUAAUGGACACGACAAAGGGCCAGCUAUGGGUCGGUCCCAUGAUAGUUUCGAGCUUAGAGAUUUGAGACACCAACAACGCCAGCCAAGGCGAACUUCUCAAGAUUCUGCGAUGGAUUGUGCGGCACACGACGACAAUUGUCGAUCUCUAAGCUGUCUGACAGAUAGCACUGAGCAAAGUGCACCAAUCAAUUUCGAUAUGUCGAACCGAGCAAAACUUCCGCGUGGAAUCGAGAAUAUCCGACCUCACCUGGAAAAUGUAGAUAACGUUCCUUUACUCGUAUCCCUGUUUACGGAUUGUUCCGCAGAAGCUACCAGAGAGAUGCUAAAGAUAAUGCAACAAUACGGCGAAAUCGUGGUUUGUCUUGGUUCAUCCGCUUCAAAUUCCAACUCGGAAAUAUUUCUUCAAGGCGACUGUUCAAUAGCUAUAGAACCACUCUACCCUCAAGUUUGUCAGGACUAUCCUGCCUAUGUGGAAUCUAACAUUUACAACAAUAAGGCGAAACUGCAUCCUCCAACGCAAAGCAAACUGUUCCGGUCAAUUCCGGAGCAGAUCGUAACUAUUUCGCCAAUCUAUCUCAGUCGAUUGCUAAACUCGAUUUCCUGCUCGAUCGCUACCUGCCGAGAUGACCCUAUCUCAAUCGUUGCUGUCAUCGAAUUAUCUCGUCGAUUUAUACAAGGGCUCUGGAGUUGCGUUCAGUUCUGGACUUGCUGUGGAGUUUCAUUGGCUGUAAUGAACACCAUAACUGCGAUUCUGUCACUGCCACCGAUGAUCGUACCUCACCACGCACUCUACGUAAUGUGCUUUGCCGUGCCGUUAAUAUCGUUCUCACUGCUACGAAUUGACAUUGAUCCUGCAAUCAUGAAGCGAGCGACUGGCAAAAAACAAACAACCCUCGACUCCCGACUCGCAAUUUUCAUCAUAUGGUGCUAUGGCAUUAAGUUUAGCCUUGUAGUACUGUUUCUAGUCAUCUCCUACUGUUCCUUCCUGUCGCACCCGAUUGAGAUCUUCUCCGAUGAUGAGGAGGACGUGCCUGAGAACUUUAACAAAGAUCUGGCAGUUGCACGCAGUUUCGUUCUACUGGGGACCAUCAUGCACUUCGUUACCGUAUCAGCUUCCUUCGUCCACCGCGACUACACAUGUUACCGACGAAGUCCGUUUAGUAAUCUGUGCUGGGUAUCCGUAGUCGCCGGACUGCUGCUGUUCCACACUCUCACUAUAGUUGUUCAUAUUUGUACCGAUGACUACUACUGGGAUGAAAUGGAUCGUGUCUGGCCGAUCGUGCUGUUCCUGCUAUUGACCACGGUAGUGACGUUCGCCCUAACCGAGUUCUUCAAAUGGGAAGAGAUCAAAGUCAACAAUAGAUAUACUCGACGAGCGAGACUGGACUUCGGUACCAAGUUGGGCAUGAACUCGCCAUUCUAGGUGCUGAAGAUGAAACCACUAUUAACGAACAACAAAUCAGCAACAUCAAUCGGCUUUUUCGACCCCAAAAAUGAUUUGGUUGUAAUCGAAUGUAUUCUGAAAAGUGUGUAUUUAUAGAUAUAUGUAUAUUUACUAUUUUAACAUAGUUACUGAUAUAUUUGAAAACAAACAUAUUUUCGGCUGAGUUAAGUUUAUAUUUUGCUGUGAAUCAUUGCGGGUGCGUAUGCGUAGGUAUGCCUUUAUUUUUACCUGAGGGAUUCUUGACUGCCCACAGCAGUAUAUUAGAC
This is a messenger RNA of Topomyia yanbarensis, 4702 nucleotides long. RefSeq names its product transmembrane protein 94. Gene Ontology annotation, molecular function: nucleotide binding. The coding region runs from base 282 to 4415 and encodes 1377 amino acids. Lineage: Eukaryota; Metazoa; Arthropoda; Insecta; Diptera; Culicidae. The transcript is spliced from 9 exons. The record is from RefSeq and is a predicted model, not a curated record.